GUUUUAUCACAUCUCAGUAAAGUACCUGUCAUAAUCCACUUCAGCAUUACAUUCUGAGAAGACACUAAUGUAGUGCUUUAGUAGUAGGGGAAAAAAGCAAAAAAUACAUGAAAUUUUAUUUUUUCCCAGGUGGCGGCCCUCCACCCCCUCCCCUUGACCCCAUUGAUGAACUUGUCGGGGACGUCUUGGGGCAAGACAGCAAGGUCAUCACGGGAUUUGAGGAGAUUGAUGACCUUGGACAUCAAAGGACUGUCGACAUUGAAGACGCAGCAGAGCCAGCGAGCCAGCUCUUCGUAGGUCAGGGAGGUGUUGAGGCACCAACAGUAAUAAUUGUGCCUGAGCCCACCCUGCAGCCACAGACUGAGGAGGGGGGUGCCCGGGGGAAGGUGCCAGCUGAGGGGGAUGCAGCAGCUGCUCAAGCAAAGGUGGCAGCUGCUGAGGAGGAGGCUGUAGCUUCAAGAGCUACAGCAGCAGCUGCACAGGCUGGGGAGGAGGCUGCACGGGCCAUGAAGGCAGCCGCAGAGGAGGUGGCUGCUUGUGCCCGGGCCUUCGCAGGAGCUGCAAGGGUGCAGGAGGCAGCUGCGAGGGCGCAGGAGGCAGCUGUAAGGGCACAGGAGGCAGCUGCCAAAGAAAAAGCAGAAGCCAUGCGGCUUAAACAAAUUUUGCUCAAGUUGUGCCACGGCAAGAUCUGCUUCUUCAGCGUUAGGUUGAGCUGCAUCGAGAGGAAUGGGAAUAUUCCUGUCCUUGCAGAUGUUGUGGAGCAUGCCGCAUACAUGAAUCAGCUUGCACACCUUCACCGGGGGAGUUACUCGGACCUCGCUGUGUAG
Molecule: messenger RNA, 827 nt
Organism: Eriocheir sinensis (Chinese mitten crab)
Lineage: Eukaryota; Metazoa; Arthropoda; Malacostraca; Decapoda; Varunidae
Product: tol-Pal system protein TolA-like
Exons: 3
Coding region: 108-827 (239 amino acids)
Source: RefSeq, a predicted model, not a curated record